AAUCACCACUCGAACUCCACUCGCAAUGCUCGGUCUACGCGCAGCACGCACAUUCACACCAGCGGUCCGCCGCGUCACUCAAAAGCGACUGGAAAGCUCCCUCUCCGGACCAGCCGACAAUGCCUUCAAUCGCGAGCGACAGGCAGUCAAGGAGCACGCUGCUGCCACUUCCGACCUCUGGCGCAAGCUCUCUAUUUACGUUGUGAUCCCAUCCCUCUGCAUUGCGGCUGUCAACGCUUGGCGUCUUUGGGACGAGCACUGGGAGCACAAGUCACACGAGCCUCCGGUUGAGGAGCGCACAGAAUACCCAUAUAUGAACAUUAGAACGAAGAACUUCUUCUGGGGAGAUGGCGACAAGACUCUUUUCUGGAACCCAAAGGUCAACCACCACAAGGCCCCAGACGCGGAGUAAGGGGGGAUGAUUCUCACAGCUGCGGAUUGAGUACUGGGUUAAGUCGACCGGUGGAUUAGAUCUCUUUGCGUUGAAAGGUGGUGCCAUUACACGACUCGCGAUGUACAUAUGAGCAGGAGCAUCCGAAUUGACUAUUCGUGUACAACA
Molecule: messenger RNA, 559 nt
Organism: Pseudocercospora fijiensis CIRAD86
Lineage: Eukaryota; Fungi; Ascomycota; Dothideomycetes; Mycosphaerellales; Mycosphaerellaceae
Exons: 4
Coding region: 26-412 (128 amino acids)
Biological process (GO): mitochondrial electron transport, cytochrome c to oxygen
Cellular component (GO): mitochondrial inner membrane
Molecular function (GO): enzyme regulator activity
Source: RefSeq, a predicted model, not a curated record